CAUACUUAUGGGCAUAAAAUGGUGGACUGUGUGAGGACGAAGCUGUGAUUACCUACCUUACCAUAUACCAUACCUAGAACAUCAGCUAAAUUAAAGCUGUCACCGACAAAAUGAUGUUCAUGAUGUGAUACGGGAUAACAUGCAGAUUUGUGUUAGAGUCGAUUGAACGAGGUAAUCAAGAUGGAUCAUACACUUUUGGUGCUACAGCUGGUGGUAGGCCUGGCAGUUUUGUCGUUUGUUCGUCAAAAUGUGGCAGGUACGUCGUACAGAGCGGCACCAGGUUUCAUGGACAACGGGCACACAGCCAAAAAGUCCCCCAUGGACUACAGCCGUUACGCGGCAGAUGAACGCGAUAUCGGCAGCCACAGCGGAGUGUCUAGUUUCCGCGGUCUGAAUGAGUGCGACAGUAGAUAUGAGCUGAAAAACUCCUCUAUUAUACGCACCAAAGACUCCUUGAAUAACGGGGCAGAGUUCGUGGGCGACACGAAGGUGGAUGGGGCGGCAGAAUGUCGCUGGCGGUGCUGCCAGAAAGAGGGGAGUUGUGACACAGCCAUCUUUGUUGAGGAUGAGUCCAAGAGUAAAAACUGCUUCUUGUUCAGGUGCUGGCACGAAGGGACUCUAAAAUGCCUGUUUUCCAGUCACUGGGGAUAUGUGAGUGCGAUAAUAGGGGGGUUUGAUGAUUUACCCCCAACAAGUCAAGUUGUUAGUGAAGAUGACCCAGCUUUGACAGGAGAUGAAGACUUUCAUCACAGUGUGGAAAAUCUUCAAUCACAGGAUGCUAUGAAUCCUGACGAGCCCAAGGGACACACAGAGGAUGAUGCUGAGUGUGGCACUGGACAGAUCCAGUGUGCCAGUGGUGAAUGUAUUGUGGUUCGUUAUAUCUGCAAUGGCGUAGAUGAUUGCACCGAUGGCUCAGACGAGAUGGGAUGCAAAUAUGACACAAAUACUCCCCCUGCACACUCCUCCCAUGCCACUAGCCCGCCUAAAGUAGGUCCCACAGCUCAAAUCUCAGUCCAAAAUGAUGAGGAUCUAAAGAUACCUGAGAAAUUGGACUUGGGGGAAGUCAGGAGCAACCUGGCAAAUGAGCUGCAUGGGCAGGUAACACAAGAGAAGCAGGUGUCAUCAGAGCCGCAAAAUAAGGAUACGAGCUUGAAUCCAGUUGAUGGAGAGAGCAAGAGCAGUGUGAAGGACAAUGGCUUUGGGGAAAAUACAAAUGCUGGUCCACAAUAUGCUCAGUACAACCUUGAUGCAGGUAGUGUGGUGAACACCAGUGACAAACCAGGAGAGGUUCCUUCCAGUGUUCAUGAUUCACAGUCUGACAGCAGGCCACGCCCUGAAGCCCCUGAUCAGAGAAUGGUGAGCACACCCUUGCGCCCCUUACCACUAGGCACUGCAAAAGAGCACGAUGGGUUCAGUCAGGGAGAUGUUGAACAGAGGAAGUCGGGUGACAAAGAUCCAGGGGACAGAAAUGGUCAGAUGAAUGAGAAGACUGAGCAGCUAGGAGACCCUGACAAGCCUCUGUUAUCCCGACCAACCAAUCCUCGUAACAGUCAAGGACAGGACCAGGGAUCAGAGACAAGGUCCCAGGAUAGUGACAACCAAGGCAGUAGGUAUGAUGAUACCUCCAAGAUACUUGAUCAGACUCCGAGAGGUCUUGGAAAUAGUUACCAGUCCAUGAAACCAGGCCAUGCAGUUCAAAACCCUGGGUAUAAUCCACGGGGAAAUGGCAAUCCGUCCAGAACUGAUGCUGACAACAGCCUAGGAUUCUCAGAUCACGACAGUGAUGAUGGCGAUGGUAUCCCGUAUUUUUAUGGUGACAACUACGGUGUUUACCGUAACAAGCCAUUUGCCAACCCACCAGAUUACAACUACCCAAAUGAGAUAUUCAAGGACCUUACUAAUCCUGGUCAGAACUAUCCAGAUCUGUAUGAUGACGACCCCCUGUACCCUGAUCUCCAGGAGACUGGGUAUGAUCCUGAUCAGAUCAACUAUCAUCGGCGUGACCGACUCAACAGUAAAUAUGGCGUGCAAGGGAACAAGGAUGUUCCUCCAAGGCAGCAUCCCUACAAUGGGGGCCCCGAUAAUUGGCAGCAAAGAGGAGGCAACAGUGGCAUGAGGAGUGAUGUAGGCAGAGGGAGUGUGCCACGUGUCAGUGGAAGGCCUUACCAGGAUAGGCCUGGACCUGAUGAUGGUACUGCGAAUGACAGGCAGCAGAACAGCCCUGGUACUUGGAGACAUUGGAAUGACUACAAUCAUGGGGACGAUGGUAAUACAUACCAGCCUAGAAUCCAAGAUGGUUACAACCACAAUGGCAGAGAUGGCAAAGUAGAAUACAGACCCGAUGAGGCAGACAGUGGGGGAGCCAGGGGCGGGGAGCAGACUUCAGAGGACUUUGUGGACUAUGGAAGUAACACCAAAGUUGAAGGGGACAAAGAAACUACAGAAGAUGAUGAUGAGGUGUAUAUAGCCACUGUAGCUAAAGAGCAUGAUGAGUUACCAACUGUCCCAUCAGUGCCAACAGCUCAGCCCCACCCGCCUGCCACAGCAGAAUCCAACAGCUUCCACACUGAUGGACGUCAGUCAUCAGUGGUCACCACCACCAGGACAGAUCAUAAUGAGCAGUCAGAUCAAGACAGCAGUAACAAGGUGGAGCCAUUUGGCAGCCACCCUGCCACCAGUGCCAUCCUCCCCUUGGCAGUGGGCCUGAUUAUCACCCUGCUGCUUCUGAUGAUGUUGAGUUGUAGGCUGAGGUAUAUGAAUAGGAGGUUGCGCUAUGGACGACUGAAGACGCACGCCCACGAUGCAGACUAUCUCAUCAAUGGCAUGUACUUGUAAACAUAUUUCAGUUGCAGUAAGUGAAACUAACCACCAUUUACCCAGAAAAUAAUUGUUCAAAUCAAUUCUCUGAAGAUUCACUUUGAGCUGUGAUAUCCAGGUAAUGCUCUGAGAUUCAAUUAAAAAAUAAAAGUGGCAAGUUGUCUUGCCAUUCUGCCUCAGAUGACAUUGUUCAGGGGGGGAUCCAGGAACUUUUCAGUGGGGGGUCAAGCCAGAGAUGUGUUUUUAAUGUCUCAUUUUUGCGGACAAGCGGAAACGAUGAUGAAUCAUUACAUGAAAAACAUUGUUUACAAUGGUUAAUAGCAGUUAAUAGCAGAACCUUGGUCCACCACUGUUUUUAUUUUUUGCCCAUAAAAAACCUUUUUGUUUUUUUGUGUCAGAGUACUAGAUUUUUCUUUCUUUUUUUGACCCACCCAACCCUCCUCCCCUUGGAUCGCUGUCUGCUCAGAAAUACUAACAUUUGCACUGGUAUGAAUUUAAGGAAGCCCCUAUAGACCCUUAGCAAUGUUAUAUAUUGCUAGUACCAGUACGUACAUGUACUUGUAAGAAAAUAGUCACAUUCCACUGAAGCGAUUUCCAGUUGCAAGAAACAUGGUUUUUUCUAAUACUCGGUUUCAUCACAAAGUGACGUACAUGUAUAGUAUAGUUUUGUUGCACCACGAAGUGACAUACCAUCCAUAGACUUUGUACACUCGAUACAAGAGUUUGUUGUACAGCAACUAGUCACAAUACAGUAGUUUGUGAUGCAACCGAUGAAUUAAGUGAAGCCAGUGUAGAGUUCCAAACUGUGAGACAAGCUUGACUUUAUAGUUCAUUCAGUGAGGUGAAGAAGUUGCUGCUGCAAAUGGACUUGUUGCUAUACAGUAUGUGGCAUUCUUAUUGGUAUAAAUAUAGACUAGUGUUAUGGGCUUUUUCUGCUGUGACAAAAUGUACGUUUGUACUUUCCAAUGGGAACUAUGAAAUUUAGGCCUGCAUUAUGGUAUUUAUUUUGCACUGCACAAAUACAUAGACGUAAGCAUCCAUCAAGGCAUACAUGCAUGCUUCAAGAAGUUAUUAAUGAAUCUGCCAUGUACAUGUACGAAUGUGUUCAUGCAUGAGUCCACAGUUAUACAUUGUAUUUGAUGAUCAAGUUUAUCGUAGAGUACUCUAAGUGAUGGCUGUAUGCAUGUAUAUAAGUUGUUGUAUUCAUGUUUUAAAAGGGUGUUACGUGUAAUUUAAAUAUAAGGUUUACUUAUUCCUUCAUCGAUUGUACUUUCUGUUCUCCCUGAAAGAAAUGGAGCAAUUUUUAUUCCUGAAAAGUACUGAAGUUCUACUGAAAUUCAGCAUUGAUUGUAUUCCCAGAAUCUUUAUUUUAGCUUUAUUUAUUGCUCUCUGAAUGUUGGUUCCAGUUUCCACAAACGUUGGUCUGUGUCAUGGAACUUUAUAUUUUGAAUGUCUUGUGUCUGAUAAAUUAUGGAAAAUUUUGCAUUCUGGUAAUGAAAUGAAACUUUGUGUGAGUCCCAUUAUAAUACAGUACUGUUUUAGUAGUUUGAUACUGCAUGAUGUGUGCAAAUUGGUCACGUAGGCUAGCAUACAUGUAGUUGUCGGCUUGUAUUUCUCGUGGAUACCAAAAACACUACACUGGAGAUUGUACCGGUUAAUGUUGUCUUUUAGCAUUCUUCACUCGUUUGUAUUACUGUAAACCAACCUUUACCUUGUGCCUACACAUGUAUAUUAUGUGUUGACAAGAAGUUGUCAUUCAAACGGUACAUGUAUCUUCAGACAAAAAUGACACGUACAUGUGUUACAUACAUGUCAUUUUUAAUAAUAACAAGAAUUGGUAAUAGGUUCGAUACGUACAUGUGUUACAUACAUAUCGAACCUAUUACCAAUUCUUGUUAUUGAUGCAUGAAGACUUGGGUAAAUGAUGGAAAGUUCUUUGCCACGUGUAUGCUUUUUCUAAAUGUAUUCAGGUUUCACACCAGGAUUGGAAAUACGUAAUUGCACUUCCUUCUUGAAAAACAUUCAGUACCCACCUUUGGUGGUUGGUCUUGUUGGUCCAUAUUGUAAUCAAAGUCAUGUUUUUAUACAUGUAAUUAAGCAUAUAUAUAGUUCACCGUGCUUCUUGUCAUGAUGUAUUUGUUUAUUGUGCGGAUAAGAACGACUUAAAGAAUGGAAAAAAAAGUUGUUAUAGGUAACUGUGCAUCCUAUAUUUGUACAUUUAUAUGCUUGGAUCACAGCGCAUGGACGAAUAAACAUCCAUCUCACCAAAGAUCUGUGUA
Molecule: messenger RNA, 5096 nt
Organism: Acanthaster planci (crown-of-thorns starfish)
Lineage: Eukaryota; Metazoa; Echinodermata; Asteroidea; Valvatida; Acanthasteridae
Molecular function (GO): protein binding
Source: RefSeq, a predicted model, not a curated record